Messenger RNA from Aspergillus welwitschiae, 1042 nucleotides. RefSeq lists its product as uncharacterized. The coding region runs from base 447 to 842 and encodes 131 amino acids. NCBI's taxonomy places the organism in Eukaryota, Fungi, Ascomycota, Eurotiomycetes, Eurotiales, Aspergillaceae. The transcript has a single exon. The record is from RefSeq and is a predicted model, not a curated record.
GGGAAAUCAAGGUCCUACACAUGUGGGUGGCCACAUCAUAUGCAGAGAUCCUGCACUACGAUGAUCUGUUACCCGAUAGUAAUUCCGGUUCGCCGAAUAGGAAUCGUAUGUUCUUCCAAAUCUUACACAAUAUAUUGCUUCAUUUACAUCUGAUUAUGAGGCGCGUGCAAUGGGGGCGAUAUAGUAUUGUGUGAUCGAGAGGGCAGCUGAAAAGAUGGGGAGAGACAAGGUACUGGGAUCCUUAUGGGCUACUAUGUGGCAAGUCAUCAGCAGCGUAACAAUUUCCUGCGCAUUCACGAUGCUGCAGAUUAGUUGGUAUCUAAUCGAAGCAACCAGGAAGUUCUUAAUCCUCUGCUUCUUCUUACUGAACUUUUCCAAAGGUUACAGAUGCGGCACUUAGUGCUAAUCUCUUUGCAGAGGCGAGCCAAAGAGUAUGUGUUGUGGAGAUGGCACUGCGUCGAAUACCACUUCCGAGGGUAUUCGCUGGUUGCUGUUCAGGAGAGGCUCAGCUCUCCAUUCAUUAUGGGGUGUAUAUGUUGCACAGAGAAAGGUUGAACGCCAUUAGUGUUGGGUCACCGAACGCCUGGCAUUGUUUCCAAAUGCUUCUCCCCGGACAGGAUGAAGCCAGGUCCAGUGUACAGGCAAUAACUUACCAAAAAGGUCUAUCGACUGUGUGUUCCUCGGUGGGUGUAAAAGUGCAGCGAUCCUUGGUCCAUCAAGUGUCCAAUGGCUGGACAAUAGAAAGUCCGCGAGAAUUAGCUGCGUCGCCUUACACUCAUCCUCGGAAAGCUACUGCAGGCAAUCCCACAUCGGACAGGAUGGUUCGUGAUGCCUACACCUAAUGCAGCAGCACCUGAAGAAUUCGUCCGCGAAAGGCGCCGACAGGCUCACCGUAGCAUGGCUGAUUAUGUACUCCGUAAUCCCGUCCACCGUGGGUGGACAGGCACAGAUUUGCCCCUUGUGACAAAAGCUGAUCGCUAGUGUCAAUUAGGCUCCUGCAAUGGAAUCAUGGUUAACUGAUCGUCGUAUCCCGGCAAUAAGG